AUGCAACCGAUGGUUAUGAAGCAAGUUCUCAAUCAAGUUCUAUCACAUCAACACCGUGUAGCCUUCUUCACGGGUCUGGAACUAAAUAUUGAAGAAAUGCCGCCGGGAAAUCGUGCUAAAAUGUCUAACGUUAUCACCAACGUUGGUGGAGCUUACGAUCAACAUAACGGUCAAUUUUGCGCUCCGAUUGAUGGUGUUUACUCAUUCAUUGUUGCAAUCUCAGCACAAGGAAAUAAACAGGCGGCUGUUCGUCUUAUGCAUAACGAAAAUCAUAUUUUUGAUGUUUGGAGUGAUAGUAGACCUUGGUCAACCGCCACCAAUCAUGCGAUCGUGAUAAUGAAAAAGAGUGACUGCGUUUGGUUACAACUUCGUGAAUCGGCAUUUUACCUUUAUGGUUAUAUGUACUCAACUUUUGCUGGUCAUUUGUUAUUCGAAUAUUCUACUGACCAAAAUUGA
This is a messenger RNA of Rodentolepis nana, 456 nucleotides long. The record is from the annotation of a GenBank genome assembly. NCBI's taxonomy places the organism in Eukaryota, Metazoa, Platyhelminthes, Cestoda, Cyclophyllidea, Hymenolepididae.